Messenger RNA from Gymnodraco acuticeps, 2356 nucleotides. Its product is annotated as F-box/LRR-repeat protein 12-like. The transcript is spliced from 3 exons. Gene Ontology annotation, cellular component: SCF ubiquitin ligase complex. NCBI's taxonomy places the organism in Eukaryota, Metazoa, Chordata, Actinopteri, Perciformes, Bathydraconidae. The record is from RefSeq and is a predicted model, not a curated record. Bases 121 to 1344 code for a protein of 407 amino acids. Gene Ontology annotation, biological process: SCF-dependent proteasomal ubiquitin-dependent protein catabolic process. Gene Ontology annotation, molecular function: protein binding.
UAACUGCCGUUCGGUCCUUCCGCGGAGGGACAUGUUUCCAGGGGACUAGCUGAGGUAGCACAUCCUGUGUGCGCUGGGAUACCAGUCCGUGUUCAAGGCUUUAAUAGUUUUGUUUACAAAAUGGAUGAAUAUAAAGCCUGUAACCUGGACUAUUUUCCGGAAAAUAUCUUAAUUGAUGUCUUGUCGUUUUUGAGCGUACGAGAGGUUGUCAGAGCCGGGAGAGUGUGUAAGAGAUGGAAACGUCUCGUUAAAGACCAAAGACUGUGGAGACUUGUGGAUCUGACUACAUGGAAAGGGGUAACAUCCCGCAUACUCUGGCUCCUGCUGCGUCAGUACCUGGGUUGUGGUCUACGGUGCCUGCGGUUGCGUGGUUUGCUACUUUCUGCCCGAGGAGGAACCUUUCUGUCUGAGUCUUGGCUAAAAGCUUUGUCCACAAAGUGCCCUCGUCUGAGUAAGCUCUAUCUUCUGCACGCAGACCUGCGAGGCCUCCCCAGUUGCCAGCUCCUCCCUCCAUCUUUGCAGAUCCUGGAGCUGCGUGGCUGUGAGCUGCCGCGAGAAUUUUUCAACCAGACUUCCCCUGCUAGUUCCCAAGAAACACCAGAAGCCACGUCCAGUGUUGGUGCUCAACAGAAAAUAAGGGAUCAGAAAGGAAAAGGGCAAGCCUCUCCAUCAGGGAUUGGCAUUGAUACGUUAGUCCUCAACAACGUGCCCUCUUUCACAGACCAGCAUCUGCAGAGUCUGACAACAUGGGAGAGGCUCAGGCGCUUGGAGCUGCGCGACACCUUUCGUGUAACAGCAAACGGGCUCAGGAGCAGUGCUGCCAAGGAGGGCGUCUGUGGUGUGGAAGGGCUCUCCAGACUCAAGUUUCUGGAAAUAGGCAUCACUGGGCGGCAAGGCUACCAGUUACAGAUGGCCUCCCUCGGUCUGGGGGCAGGAUGGCUGGGCCUGGAGGAGCUGAGUCUAGGGGGUAAGGAGGUGGGGCCGGGCCUGCUCUGCGCCAGCCGUCUGAAGGACCUGAAGUGUCUGUGCCUGUGGGCCUGCACGCUCAGCAAGAUGCAGAUAGUGCGGAGCUGCAGGAUGCUCCGUGGACUCCGCCAGCUGGAGUUUUUGGACGUGAUCUUCCAGCCUCCACAGUGUCCACCUGUAGUGGAGGGAGAGGGUGGUGGUGGAGCAGGAGAAGAGCAGGACAAUGAUGAAGCAGCAGGUGGAGAUAACAGUAAUGAUGAGAACAGGACACUAGAUGCAAACGAUCCCAUACCCAGUUUGCGUCGCUCACUGGCUGCCCUGCUGCCAUCAUGCACUGUAGUUUUCACCAACUGCUCUGUUCAGAUUAAUCCAGACUAAAUCUCUACUACUACUACUUCAUUAUACAGGCAGUAGCAAAUAGAGAUACAGUUCCCUUUCACAAAAGCACAUGUCAUUUUAUGUAGCGUUAUAAAUACAACAAACAACUUCAGUUUUUAUUAUUGUGUCAUGCGUAUACAGUAUGUAUGAUACAGGUUCCAGAUAUCGGAAUCAGAUCUUUUAAUUUAUACAUUUUAAAAAGCAUCGCUGUCAAAACAUUUACUGUAUAAUACUGAUGAAAUUGUAGUAAACUAUACUGAAAAAAGUCCACCAACUGGCCUACUUGUCCAGGCUUUUAAGACUGUUUUGCCACCUUUUAAUAAUCUGUCAACCUCAAAAGCCAGAGGAGUGAAAUCUGAUUUCAAGAUUGCAAAUAAAAAAUUGUUGGCUUCUUUGUAAGCAAAAUGUUUAAUAUGAUUCAGGGACAUAAUUUGUUUAACAUCCAUACAUAUCUAUUUGUUUUUAACAGAAUAUUUUCCAAACAUUGUUCUUCAAACUUGAAUAAAAGCUUGCUUUUUUUUUUUAAUGGUGCUAUAUAUUGUGAAGUACGUUAUAAAAACCGUUAUGGAAAAAUUAUGAAACUGUCACAGCUAGAGGGUGAAGCCACAAGCAGGCGUAUAACAGGAGCGUACCGCUGGCACCUGUUUCCUGUUCCUUCGCUUCACAAUGUAUACAAUCAGAAAAAACAUCAACAUCUGAUACAAGCAGGCGUUUGGUUUUGGUUUGACAGCAAAACAGCAAGGGAUAUUUAAAUGAGUCUUUAACAAGUCCCAAUUCUGUUUCACUUUUAUUUGUAGAAAUAAGAAAUGGUAAUUGUUAAUGUCUGUUUGAUGUGUUAUUGAAAACCAUUAAUGUAUUAUUGGGAAAGCCAUUGCCUAUACAAUAGUGGAAAACAUGGAAGAUGUAUGUCUUUGAAAUGAAUUGUGAUGCAUUGGUACCAACCAUUUUCACUUUAACACUGUAGAAUACAUAUUAGAAAUUGUUCAGAAUAAAACUAUUUUGAACAAAUACA